This is a messenger RNA of Exophiala aquamarina CBS 119918, 573 nucleotides long. RefSeq lists its product as uncharacterized. The record is from RefSeq and is a predicted model, not a curated record. The coding region runs from base 1 to 573 and encodes 190 amino acids. The transcript has 2 exons. NCBI's taxonomy places the organism in Eukaryota, Fungi, Ascomycota, Eurotiomycetes, Chaetothyriales, Herpotrichiellaceae.
AUGGACGGCAACCCAUCACUGAUCGUGCCAUCGGGACACGGAGAGCGCAGCCUUCGAUCAGGCCACAUAAUAAACUUUGCUACAUUCACUGAGGCGCUCGAAAGCCUCUUCGAUCAGGCCAUUGCAUCACUGAACCGGCUAUCAAGCUGUAUCAAGGGUAACCGCAACCCUGAAGCCGCCACGACAGUCAGAGGUCUGCGAGAUCUUGUCAGAAUUGUUCAAGAUCGGCGAAUGGAGUUCAACAUACGGGACCAGUUCAGGCUAGUCUAUCCCUAUUCAACUUUCAUGAAACCACUGUCAUCGUCUUUCCUCUCCAUGGACGAGAGCGAGCCAUUUCUGAUUGCUACCCUUGCACACUUGUUUGCGGUAAACAUCCUGUUGGUUUUCCCGGCCAUCAAUGUUGCCGCGUUCAUACCCACCCAGCUGAGAUCCCUGUCAGCCAUCGGAGCUUGGUUCAAAUUGACACCUCGAAUCACCUGUGACACAUGCGAUAGCCCUCACCAAAGCAGUGAGCUAAUCACAUUUCCCAUGAAUACCAUAGCUGUGUAUCAACAAUGGCAGAAACAGUUGUAG